CUCUUAUGAAUAAAUUUUAUCCUGUAAGGCAAUCCAGAAGACCUGGAACAGCACUCAACAGACGGUCUCAUUUGAAAGAAUUCUGGUAUCCUAAGCCUAAAGAAGAAAUAAGACUCGACAGAAUAAUUAAAACCAAUGGUUCUGGAUUAAACAACAUUACUAAAAGUGAUAUAGGGAAUAAGACAACUCGGCUAAAAAGUGCUUUUAAGCGGCCUUGUAGCCCUAAAGCCAAAUUAUCUGCCCGGAAUAAAGGGAUAAAUAAUAAAUACAAGAAAUGCUUCAGAAUGUUGAAAUUAGUUGAUCUGUAUCUAAAUUCUAACCUGUCAAAGUCUGUAUUCCAUAAGAAAGUGUCGAAGAAAAAUUCAAGGAAAUAAAAAAAUUUGAAGGAAAUCUAGGAAUAAGACUUCCAGGAAUCACUAUCUGGUCAAAAGUUAUCCUCAAAAAGAACUCAGAAAGAACAAAUCAAAGACAAGCUUAAAUGGAGUACUUCAGGCAGGUAUCGACCCUCUAAGCCUGCUCGAAGUGGUAACUCACGAAUAAGG
Messenger RNA from Moneuplotes crassus, 542 nucleotides. The record is from the annotation of a GenBank genome assembly. NCBI's taxonomy places the organism in Eukaryota, Ciliophora, Spirotrichea, Euplotida, Euplotidae.